Gossypium raimondii (Peruvian cotton) is the source of this 1759-nucleotide messenger RNA. RefSeq names its product 1-aminocyclopropane-1-carboxylate synthase. Gene Ontology annotation, molecular function: pyridoxal phosphate binding; transaminase activity. The coding region runs from base 84 to 1517 and encodes 477 amino acids. The record is from RefSeq and is a predicted model, not a curated record. NCBI's taxonomy places the organism in Eukaryota, Viridiplantae, Streptophyta, Magnoliopsida, Malvales, Malvaceae. Gene Ontology annotation, biological process: amino acid metabolic process; biosynthetic process. The transcript has 4 exons.
CCCACAAAAAAAACUCAAAGAUCUUAAAUCUCUCUCAAUACUAAUCCACUUCAUUUUUUGAUCUAAAGAUUCCUUUUUUCGAGAUGGCAGCCAUAUCCAAGAUUGCAACAGGUAAUGGCCAUGGUGAAAACUCAGCUUAUUUCGAUGGGUGGAAAGCAUACGAAACCAAUCCUUUUCAUCCUACUGAUAGACCCGAUGGUGUUAUUCAAAUGGGAUUAGCUGAGAAUCAACUUUGCUUUGAUUUCAUUGAAAAAUGGCUAAUGGAACAUCCAGAAGCUUCCAUAUGUACUGCAGAAGGUGUUAGCAAAUUCAAAGAGACAGCUCUUUUCCAGGAUUAUCAUGGAAUCCCUGAGUUCAGACAAGCUGUAGCAAAAUUUAUGGGGAAAGUGAGAGGAGAUAGAGUAAAAUUCGAUCCGGACCGGAUUGUUAUGAGCGGCGGAGCCACUGGAGCUCAUGAAAUGGUUGCCUUUUGUUUGGCGGAUCCCGGUGAAGCUUUUCUGGUUCCCACUCCUUAUUAUCCAGGAUUCGAUCGGGACUUAAGGUGGCGAACUGGAGUCGAGCUUGUUCCUGUCGUUUGUGACAGUGCCAACGAUUUCAAGGUCACCAUUGAUUCUUUACAAUCUGCAUACCAUAAAGCACAAGAAGCUAACAUCAAAAUCAAAGGUUUGCUCAUAACAAAUCCAUCUAAUCCAUUAGGAACAUUCAUGGAUAAGGACACAUUGAAGAACAUCAUAAACUUCGUAAACGAAAAGAACAUCCAUUUAAUCGGCGACGAAAUCUACGCGGCCACAGUUUUCAUGGAACCCGAAUUCGUUAGUAUAUCAGAAGUCAUCGAAGAAGUUGAAUGCAACCGUGAUUUGAUCCAUAUUGUUUACAGUCUUUCGAAAGACAUGGGAUUCCCCGGAUUCCGAGUUGGCAUUGUGUAUUCCUACAACGAUACGGUCACGAGCUGUGCACGUAAAAUGUCGAGUUUUGGAUUAGUAUCGUCGCAAACACAACAUUUGAUCGCGACGAUGCUGUCUAACGAUGAAUUCAUCGAUAAUUUUGUCGCAGAAAGUAGAGAACGGUUGUUCAAACGGCACAAAUAUUUCACUUGGACCCUUUCACAAAUCGGGAUUUGUUCAUUGAAAAGCAAUGCUGGGUUGUUUAUAUGGAUGGAUCUACGUAAACUCUUGAAAGAGAAAACAUUCGAAGCCGAAAUGGAUUUAUGGCGAGUCAUCAUCGAUGAAGUUAAGCUCAACGUUUCGCCGGGAUCGUCGUUCCAUUGUCACGAACCGGGUUGGUUUAGGGUUUGCUUUGCUAACAUGGAUGAUUACUCCAUGGAAAUUGCUUUGUCGAGGAUUAGGAACUUCAUGGUUAAGAACAAUGAGACCAUGGUUCCACCACGUAACAAAUUAUGCAGACGAACUAGCCUUAAACUCAGCUUAUCCCGAAGCUUAUCUCGGAAAAUGGAUGAUUUCAUUAUGUCGCCAAGUAUCAUGUCUCCUCAAUCACCUCUCGUCCAAGCCCGAACUUAAACCGGAGGUGCCACCGAGCUUAAACCGGGAUCCAAAGGAACCUUUUUCUUUUUUUAUACAAGGAUUAGAUAUCACUAUUCUUUUCCAUGGAGAUAACCCAUACAAGAUCCUUUUCUGGUGGGACUCCAUGGGUUAAUGUGCAAAAUAAAGGACUAUAAUUUCUUGUAUUUGUGUUGAUAAUAUUCAUGGAUAACAUAUUGUAUUUUUCUUAUUAAACAUAAUAUUUUUGCGCUGCAUUGAAA